AUGUUGCGCCUCGGUUGGUCUCUUCGCAAUGUGCAGUCAAGGUUCUAUUCGGCACAAAGUGUUUUCGAGAAGGCUCAACUGGAUAUGAAACGAUUGAAAGAAGAGCCCGACAAUGAGAUGAAGUUGAAGAUCUAUGCGCUUUUCAAACAGGCUAGUGAUGGUGAUGUGAGCGGCUCUCGUCCAGGGAUGAUGGAUUUUGUGAAGCGAGCCAAGUACGAUGCGUGGAGUCAGCACAAGGGAAUAUCACAGGAUGAUGCCAAACAGAAGUACGCGAAUUUGAUCAAUCAACUACUUGGUGAGGAGGCGUCGAGUCAACAAGCAGAUACCGGCUCCGCUUUUGAGGGACUUCCAAAAAUCGGUGGACUUGACUAUUCGGUAGAAGGAAAGGUGUUCAAGAUGACGCUGAACCGCCCAAAGAAAUUCAACGCUUUGACCCUUGAGAUGUACAAAGGAAUUCAGGCUAGCCUCAAGUUUGCUCAAAACAACGAUAAAAUUACGAUAGCAGCAUUGACGGGUACGGGUAACUAUUAUUGUUCCGGAAACGACUUGAGCAAUUUUGCUGCCGCUGCAACGAAAGGCCCUGCCGAAGUGAAAGUGAUGGCUGAAGAAGCAAAGAAUAUCAUGAAGGAAUACGUACAGGGUUACAUCGAUUUCGACAAACCACUCGUCGCUUUGAUCAAUGGUCCAGCUAUCGGCAUUUCGGUGACUGUUUUGGGACUUUUCGAUGCUGUUUAUGCUUCGAAUAAGGCCACUUUCCAAACGCCAUUUGCACAAGUCGGUCAGAGUCCUGAAGGUGUUUCAGCGUACACAUUUCCUCUUCUGAUGGGGCCCUUGAAAGCUGCUGAAGUGCUUUUGUUUGGGCGUAAACUGACGGCUACGGAAGCAAAAGAGUGUGGACUGGUGAACGAAGUUUUCAAUGAGGCCGAUUUUGUGCAGCAAACCACGGAUCUUUUGGCCAAAUAUUCACUUCUUCCACCGCAAAGCAUGCGAGAAAGCAAGAGGCUCUUGAGGAAAAUUCACAAGGAUUCGUUGUACAAAGUUAAUGAGGUAAGUUUAGAGUAUCGAUUUGCU
Messenger RNA from Mesorhabditis belari, 1071 nucleotides. The record is from the annotation of a GenBank genome assembly. NCBI's taxonomy places the organism in Eukaryota, Metazoa, Nematoda, Chromadorea, Rhabditida, Rhabditidae.